UUUGAUUUUAGUUUUUGUCUGUGUGUGUCAGUCUGUUAAGUUAUAUUCUGUGGUGAUGUUUCUUUUUAAGUUUUUAUUUUCGUGACAUCAAAAGUUUUAUUUUGUUUUGUUCUUAGGUUUUGUUAAACUUAAUUAACGUUGAGUUGUUGUAAACGAGUGCAUUAUGGAUUUAUUAAAUUGAUUUAUUGCAUGUAGAUGAAAAGUUAUUGUGUUUUGUUAUUUCAACAUAAUGAAGGUGGACCUUGUUUGGAGGCGACGCGGCGCUGCACAACUAGCAGCAUGCUGGGCAGUGCUGGCGGCGUGUGCGGCAACAUUGGCUGUGGUCCACGCCGCCAGUCCGCUGGGCCCCUCUGACAGACCUGAGGCCUACUUCAAUGGCAGCUCCUACAUCCGGCUCUCCAGACCUAUAUCACUGAAACAACUCGUCGGUCUCAGUUUCCGAACAUGCGUUGGCGGCGAGCUAUUCUCGCAGCGGUUCGAGGGGUAUACCCUGCACGUGACAGCACUGUUCGAGCAGGUGGUGGUGUCGUGGGCGCGGCCGUCGCAGCCGCACCGCGAGGUCGGGCUCGCUAAGGAAACGUUGGACAACCGAUGGCACUGGGUCGGGCUGCGGUAUAACUCCGACCCGCCGUCGCUGCUGCUAGAGGUCGAUAAAGACACGCAGAUAAUAUCGAACGUGACGUGGAACCCCGAGCUGCUGUCGCCGGGCGCGCUGGAGGCGGGCGGCGCCGUGCUGCUGGUGGGCAACGUGUUCAGCGGCUGCAUCCUCGAGGGCCCGCAGCUCGAGUUCCACGCCGCCACCUCGCAGAUCAGGAACGUCGUCUUCGGCCACUGUCCUUUGACCACAGACGAAUGUAUCGACAGGAAGGACGUGCUGCGCAUCCAGCCGAAGGACCACUGCUACAACGAACCCUGCAUGAGGCACGGCACCUGCAUCUCGCGACAUGACCGGUACGAGUGCCACUGCACGGCGCGGUACACGGGCAACAACUGCGAGGUGGACGCGGGCGACCCGUGCGCGUCGGCGCCCUGCCAGCACGGCGGGCGCUGCGUGGAGGAGCCGCGCGGCUCCUACUCGUGCGCCUGCCCCGCCGGCUACCACGGCGCCUACUGCGAGCUGGAGGAGUCGCUGGACCCGCAGUGCGUGGCCGGGCCCUGCCACCACAACGCCAGCUGCAGCGUGCCGCCCGGCGCCGACACCUACGUCUGCGCCUGCCCGCCCGGUGCUUAUACUCACUUAUUUAUACCACGCACUUAG
Molecule: messenger RNA, 1258 nt
Organism: Spodoptera exigua (beet armyworm)
Lineage: Eukaryota; Metazoa; Arthropoda; Insecta; Lepidoptera; Noctuidae
Source: the annotation of a GenBank genome assembly